Messenger RNA from Vicia villosa (hairy vetch), 1125 nucleotides. RefSeq names its product probable ribonuclease P/MRP protein subunit POP5. Gene Ontology annotation, cellular component: ribonuclease P complex. Lineage: Eukaryota; Viridiplantae; Streptophyta; Magnoliopsida; Fabales; Fabaceae. The coding region runs from base 208 to 669 and encodes 153 amino acids. Gene Ontology annotation, biological process: tRNA 5'-leader removal. The transcript is spliced from 3 exons. The record is from RefSeq and is a predicted model, not a curated record.
UUAGAUUGAACCGGAGCACCAGGCUUACAGUAGAUCCUCCACACCCUAAACUUCUCCUCUCUCCCUAGGUUGUGCGAUUCUGAUUCAGAAGAGUGUUUAUCCUAUGUCCAUUCUAUAAUCUGCUGUAAAAUUAAUAAUCAUCAAUAAACCCUAUUGAUUUGUAUUCUGAGAUUUUGAAACUUUGUUUUAGGGUUUAGAAAAAGAGCGAUGGUGUUCAAAAACAGGUACUUGGUGAUGGAGGUUUUUAUGAACCCUAAUAGAGACCAAGCAUCGGGUGAUUCUAUUAUAAUAACCCAAUUUAAUGUCUCUAAUGCUAUAAAAGAUAGCAUCUUGGUGAAUUUUGGGGAGUGUGGUUUGGCUGCAUCACUCGGAUCAUUUCAAGUUAAGUAUGUGAAUCCAAUCACUAAUGUGUGCAUAAUUAGAGCUUCCAGAGAGGAGCAUGAAAAAGUAUGGGCUUCUAUUACAUUGGUUAGAAGUAUUGGAAAUUUCCCAGUGGUGUUUAAUUUGCUUGAUUUGUCUGGAAAUUUACAGGCUUCUAAAACUGCUGCGUUAAAGUGCGAAAAAGCAAAAUUUGAGCAGUACAAACUUAUGGUUGGUGAUCGAUUAUCAGCUGACGAUACUCAUCGUAUGAAUAAUCAUCUCGCAAAGAUUGAACUUUUGGAGCACUGAAUACUUGGCCAUCAUCAAAGGCCUCUCAACCUUCUCAGCUUCAAGUGAUACGUCUGUAUUCAGUCCCAAAUUGCCCAUCAUUCGGGAAGUUUAAUUUAAAUCUCUAUUUAUAAUCAUAAUAUUAAUUUUAUCUAUGCUAGUUCUGUGCAUACCCUCUUACAGAAGAUAGAUGUGCAUUGUGGUUUUACUAGCAUAGGGUAUAGUUACACAGCUUUAACCAUGAGUGAAGAGGCUUGUGAAAUGUGGAAAUUUGCACUUUUGUUUGAUUUUAGAGUUGCAAAGCCAUUGUAGUUUAUUUUUUACUUUUGAGUGUGCAGCUAGUUUCUUUUAUUUCUUCACUUCAGUUUUCUCGAAUCUUUAGGAAGUGAUGCAAUGUAACUUUAGCAUUUAUACCAAUUUCAAACAGUGUUGGUUAUUCUUAAUAUCACUUAUCAAAUGAAACUUUUAUUUUUCUCA